GAAGCUGCCUUUGCAAGAAUGGCUCAUUUGGAAAGAUUCCUGCCCAUGGACCACAGGUGCUGCAGCAUGAUGCCAGCUCUGGACAAGUUCCUGUGCUCCAGUGCCAUCCCUGCUAUCCACCCCUGCUGCAGGAGCUCCUUUGCCAUGCAUCCUGCCUGGAACACCAAGAUCCUUGCUCCCCUGCGGUGCCAGUGGAUUGGGCGCUGCUUCCCCUCUCUUGGCCCAGCAUGGCAGAGGCUGAGCAUGUCACAGAGAUCAGCCAUCUUGGCCAAAAAUGUCCCUGUUCUGGUGAGAGGGGAGCAUGAUGGAUUUUAUUACCGUGGUACAGUAAAAGAGGAGGUGGAGAAUGAAAGGGGAAUGUUCCUGGUAGAGUUUACCAGACCACUUCAGUUGCAUGGAAGGCAUUCGGUACGUGUGCAAAAAACAGCAAAGGAUGACAUCCUGGAGUAUGCCAAUGGCAUGAAGCAUUCCUUGCUGCCAGGAGACAAAGUAUUGGCACCUUGGGAACCAGAUUUGGUGAGGUAUGGCCCUGGAACAGUCCUCACGGGCAUUGAGACGAGGGACCCCUUACGAGCCUCAGAAGAUGAAGAAAUUACGGUUCAGUUCUGGAAUGACAAGAAAGUGAACCUGCCACGAGGUGUAGCACUGUGGAUCCCUUCUAGCCUUUGUGGGAGGAUUGUGGAGAUGAUCCACAUGCCUUUCUCCAGCAGGUUAAAGAGCAGAGAAAGUUUUGACACUAACUUGUGCAUUUUUUCCUGCAGUCAUAAAACCACCUGGGUUCCUGUUUGUGUUGCAUGUAGCAACGCUAAGCACAGCUUGCUCUGCUCACCCUGCUGGCCACUUCUCCACUGUUGUUGUGGUGGUACGUGCUGUUCAUCAGCCUGUGUCCACUGCUUCUGCUGCUGCCAUGGCCACUUUGAUGUUUGGUGGCCUCUUCCACCCAAGUCUCAGGUCUUUCAGAGAGAAGCUGAAGAGGCAGAGCCCAGCAGCAAAUCCCCUCCACACCUUCUAGAAGUGGAAGGUCCAAAACAACAGGAGUUAGCAGUUUUGGCAGCACGUUCCCCUUCUGACUCAGUAGGUGAUCUAGAGGUGUUCCCCACUCAGAGUGCUGUAGUGGACAGUACUGUUAAAACAGACCCCAGUCAUCCCAGAAGCCAGAAGCCAGAGAAGCCCAGGCUGGAGGAAUCUGCAGGACCAAGUGGAAAUACUGGAAAAGGAACCACUACAAGUCUCAUGUCAGUAAUUCAGGAACUGGCAGACACAGCAGCAUAUGUGCAAAGGGCAAGUUAGAAUCCAAAGCCAUCUCUGUUGUAGGCAUGUCCCAUGUUGCACCACCUGAGCAGAGUGCAGUGUUGGAAACUACUGAGCAGCCUCCCAGAAGACAAUUCACAAUGAAUGAAAUAGUGAAAUACCAGGAUUUCAAGCUGUCAUCAGGGGUAAUUUGUAUCAAUGCUGUAUUUACUGACAUGAUCCGGUCUGUUUGAAUGGAACAAGUAUUCAUGUUAUUAGUUCAGAAAUUGGCAUUUCUAUAGUAAUUGCCUGCUAUGGCCUUCCACCGAUUUUAUGAUAUGGAGGGGACUUUUCCAUUAAUUUAAAAAAAAAUUAUUAACUAAAAUAAAAGUGAGGAGGACCUGAAGCUCCUUGUUGGAAUGGAAAAGGUUAUGCCAGUAAACAGUGUGAGCAAUCAGUAGAGACUCUACACUCAGAAACUAGCCACUUGUCCACUGACAUUGACCCAAUUAAGUCCUGCGGAAAUAGGGACCUGAAUGAGUGCCUCUGAAAAUGGUCAUCUCUGGCCUUCAGAGUAAAUAAAACCCAAGAAAAGACAGCUUAUACAAAAUUUUUAUGCCAAGACAGGUGUGUUCUGUGUUAGCCAAGUGUCAUAUCCAUGCACUGCUGAUGUGCUUUGCCUUUUGGUAAAACUAGAAAGAAACCAGAGGAGCCUCAUUCUAGCUCAAAACCAGCAGCAGGAAUCAUAGCAGUGGAUACAUGUGGUAACACAGAGCAUUCAUGGACUGCCAAUGGAUUUUUAUCCUGUCUUCCAGGAGGAAGGUUCUGUAGCAUCAUGAAAACAAAGAUAUAGACAUACAAGAAAGAAAACAGAGUUGGACAAUAAACAUAAAACAACUUGCUUAGGAGAGGACAAACUUGGCAGUACAGACCGUAACAGCGGAGAACAGAGAGGGAAAGAACAGCAGAGCUCAUGCUAAAGCAGGGAGAGGUGUGAUCCAUCAGAAUUCAGUAACUCUACAGCUGAUGAAGUUCAAGAGCUGAAAUUUCAGGUAAACUGCUUGUACUAUUAGCAAUGUUACAUUUAUUAAGCAAAUAAAGUUCUGAUGUAGGCACUUCAUAGGAGAGCUUUAUGGAUAACUGUACCGUUUUAAUGACAGACAUGAUUUCCAACCUGCUAACAUUUCAGCAUCCUCAUUCUUUACUCUAUGGUUAGUCUGCUGUUAAAUUGAAUUAUUUGGGGGUGAGCUCUUUACAUUUCUGAAUAGAUCAGAUAAACUAGUAUUAGUGCUGAAAGCCUGAGCAGAUGCAAGGCAAGGAUCUAAUAAACCUCCAAUUUAUCUGCUGUCCUCUGGUGCUAGCCAGAGGAAUUCAGCUCACCAAUUU
Molecule: messenger RNA, 2616 nt
Organism: Lagopus muta (rock ptarmigan)
Lineage: Eukaryota; Metazoa; Chordata; Aves; Galliformes; Phasianidae
Gene: C6H11orf16
Product: chromosome 6 C11orf16 homolog
Source: RefSeq, a predicted model, not a curated record